AUGCCCGCCCGCCCCACAGAAAGCAAAGACACGUGGAAGACCAGCGAGUCUGCUCAAGAGCAGGGUCUUGAGUACGUGCGGGACGCUUACCAAGUUCCGCUUAGCGAUCGCCCUAGCUUAUUUCCUGAUACGGCCGACGUGCCUCUCAUUGAUCUAGGCGGGCUGUGGAAGGAUCCUGCGCGACGGCCCGCAGUCUUCAAGGACAUAGGGAAUGCUUGUCGCUGCUCCGGCUUCUUCCAGAUUGUGAACCACGGUAUCUGCCAAACCGUGAUGGACGAAGCCCUUCAUGCAGCAUCCAGCUUUUUAGGCCUGCCAGCCGAGGAGAAGAUGAAGUACAUGUCGAGCAACGUGCACGAGCCGGUGAGGUACGCGACGAGUCUGAAGGACGGGAUCGACAAAAUACAGUUCUGGAGGGUCUUCCUCGAGCAUUACGCGCAUCCGCUGGAGCACUGGAUGGGUCAUUGGCCAGAGAAUCCCCCUCAUUAUCGAUACCGUCUCUUUCACCUUCCGGAGAAGAUGGGGAAAUUUUGCGCUGAAGCGAGGAACUUGACGGUGAAGCUGAUGGAGGCCAUCACGGAGGGUCUGGGACUAGGACCCUCUUAUCUGACCUCUAAAAUGGAAGAGGGGAUGCAAGUGAUGGCGGUCAACUGCUGCCCGCCGUGCCCAGAUCCGGAGGUGGCGCUAGGACUACCGCCCCACUCCGACUACACUUGUUUGACCGUUGUUCUCCAGGGCUCCCCUGGGCUUCAGAUCAUGGACCUCGAGGACUGCACCUGGAAGUCGAUCCCGAAAACCCCUGGCGCCUUGCAAGUCCAUGUGGGCGACCAUAUGGAGGUCCUGAGUGACGGUCUGUACAAAAGCGUCGUCCACAGAGCGGUCCUCAAUUCGGAGCAGACCCGGAUUUCCAUUGCUAGCUUGCAUAGUCUCGGCAUGAACGAGACAGUGGAACCAGCCGAGGAACUAGUCGGCGUGCAUGGGAAGAAGUAUCGGGGAAGUAGCUUCAGGGAUCUUCUGAACUUUCUUGCUAGCAAUGACCUUGGAGAGGGCAAGAGCUUUAUCAGUACUCUCAUGAUCAAUCAAUAGCUGCUGGAUCCUGAACUCUGUUUUCUUUGCCCAGCUUCUGCAUCCAUAAUGCAUUGGCAAAUGCUUUUUCUUUCUUUUCACGAUAAAGCAUAUGAAUAGGAGUUGUCGACAUUUCGCUUGUUACCUUCUACUUUAUACCUUUCUU
This is a messenger RNA of Rhodamnia argentea, 1228 nucleotides long. RefSeq names its product 2-oxoglutarate-dependent dioxygenase 21, chloroplastic. Lineage: Eukaryota; Viridiplantae; Streptophyta; Magnoliopsida; Myrtales; Myrtaceae. The transcript is spliced from 4 exons. The record is from RefSeq and is a predicted model, not a curated record. The coding region runs from base 1 to 1083 and encodes 360 amino acids.